AUGAUCUUAUCCUCCCAUCGUUUCUUGACACUGGCAUGCUGUGGUCGUAAUUUACGUAAUAUAUUAGAACAAUAUCAAGAAUUGACAUCUGUUAUUUUAAAUUAUUUAAAUAGAUUAACCAUAUAUGAUAUGAAUCAUUGUUUUCUUUGUGAUCAGCAUUAUGAUAAUACAGAUGAAGAAACGAAAAACUUUGAAUAUUUAUUAAGUGUGGUAAGACCACGUGGACGAAGACAAGAUUUAGUUAAAAUGAUCAAUGAAGUUGGAAUAAAUAUUUGCAACAAAAAAUUUAUUAAUGCAUUUAAACUAAAAUUUAAAAGCAGUAUUGCUGAAAAACGUUUAUCGACAAUGAAACAUAUGGACGAGUGA
Messenger RNA from Didymodactylos carnosus, 366 nucleotides. Lineage: Eukaryota; Metazoa; Rotifera; Eurotatoria; Philodinida; Philodinidae. The record is from the annotation of a GenBank genome assembly.